This is a messenger RNA of Gaeumannomyces tritici R3-111a-1, 1087 nucleotides long. RefSeq lists its product as hypothetical. The transcript has 3 exons. The record is from RefSeq and is a predicted model, not a curated record. NCBI's taxonomy places the organism in Eukaryota, Fungi, Ascomycota, Sordariomycetes, Magnaporthales, Magnaporthaceae. The coding region runs from base 1 to 1047 and encodes 348 amino acids.
AUGCCCUCCGGUGGCCUCUCGAGCCGGAGCGGUUUCAACAUCACCCUCGCCGGCCUCGCCAAACCCGGCGGCCGGGAUCCUGUUCACAGCGUCGUUGGUGGCAUCCAUAGCUGGAUACAUCUAGUCGACUUCGUCCAAAGCAACGGCUCUGCGCGCAUCUGCAGCGUCGACAUCGAAUUCGACCAAAUCGACGGCCCAACAUUCUCGAGCAUCAUCCACUUGCGUGAUUUUGUCGACACCAUUACCGACGAUUCGACUCGGGACGCUCCGAAUUACGCCGAGAUCCGCGCGGACAUCAACAUCUUCGACGAAGACGGCUUUUACAGUCCUGAUAUCAUCGCCGAGCCGAUUCGCACCCGCAUCCACGUCUAUAUGACGCGAGACGAACGAGACCUAUACCUUCCCAACACCUUAUUUUAUGCCGAUGGCCGCUUCUCGACGGUCCUUUCCGCAGACGGAGAUGUAGCCGACUUCGACGAGUACCGCCGCCACUUGCCAGAACAAUGGUGCCCCAUGGUGACCGUCAUAGGCUCGGUCCGCACCGGUGACGACAGCUGUCCUGAGCCUUCGGAGCCACGGCAUUUCACCGUCGAAACAUCCGUUUAUGAUGCUUCAAAGGCCGCUCCGGUGCAGUUCUUUGUGGCUUACUUUCUGGAAAACACCAGACGCUGGCAGAAGGUUAAGACGCCACCGUCGGGCGCCUUUCUCAGCGCCACCGCGAAGAUCGCUGGCCGCACUGCUCACACGAAUCGUCUGGCCCUUCGCGUCCUCGACCUAACGUACCUGCCAAGACCUCCCUCGGCCGCGCCCGUAUCAACGACCCCAGAAAUAACCCGUACCAGACACGACCUCCCUCACACAGGGAACUCCCCAGACUCCGCGUCUGUCCCAGCUCCUCCACCAACCGCUGCUCGUUCUGGCGACUCCCUUCUCAGCUCAGCCCGGCCUCUGACGUCGGAGAGUGGGCCUCGACCGCAUCGCAGCCGCCAUCUUCCGAAGAAAUACGCAGAAUUGGAGCAGACCGCAGUGAACCGAAUGGAGUCCUAGGAUACGUAGAUAUCAAAUUUAGCCCUCUUCAACACGAAAC